AUGAACAUUCUAGACUCCCCUCAUCAACGUUUACUCGGCACGCAUUGGCUUCAAGACAAUCCCUCAAACGUUCUGGAGACAUGCGGGAGAAGCCCGAUGUUCAAGCCCAAGGGAUGCAAGUCUGCUUUUCACUUCGAGAAUCUCACUCUAAUUUUCUACCUCUACAUCGGCAACUCAUUGCAGCUCUUCAAUCUCCUGCACGAUGAUUAUCGUACAAUCGUCUGCCCAUAUAUACGGGUCCCACGACAAGAACAGACAGCAAAAUGUAUUGAAGUCGUGGUUGACGCACUGUCAAGCGUGUUCGCAGAGUGUGCUGCCUUUGGGAACUUGCAGAUCAUGGACUUCGCCUACAUCGACCCUCUGCAGAUUAAACACCCGACAACUGACACAGAAGUUGUUGACUUAGAAGUUGCAGUACUGCUCUCUCUGGGGAAUGAUGCAAGUCUGUACCAACAACAACUGCUGUGCAUCAAUAACGGAGAUCAAGACGUGUACUACGUACCAACAACAUCGCUCACGUCGGAUGAAGUGAGCUCCAGGUCCGGCGCCAUCUUCUCAGAUCUUGGAUUCGGCUGCUCCUGGGACAUCUUCCAGACCGUCUUCGAGAGACAGGACCGGUGCCAAAAGUGGUGUGUUCAGCGCGCAUGGAAAACUCGCCUGGUCGACAUAUCACGAUUAACAUUCGAUGCGCUACAAUUCAUCUUCUCCGUACGAUCCCGCACUAUCAGCAAGGAUCGAGCAUCGCUGUGCGCACUCGUGACAUACAAGCCAGCAGCACCAACAGAAGGCAUCUUUUUCUUCCAGUUCACUGUUGCUGAGUGGCUUACACCAGAGAGACGCUCGGCGGCAAUGUUGCGACAUAAUGGAGAGGUGUAUGUCGUUCUUGGACCUUUCUCCAAGCUAUACAGGAAUCUUUUGCGAGGACACGAGGUAGCUGCAAAGACUGGUUUCACACCUCAGUGGGAUUUUAUGCUGGAUCGUGAGUCGGCUGGUCGACUUCGAGUUUCCUGGAUUGAGGCGAAUGAGGACAUCGAGAUGAGCCCUGGAGCACAGUUGGAAGCAUCGAGCACCACUACAUCCUAG
Molecule: messenger RNA, 1083 nt
Organism: Cercospora beticola
Lineage: Eukaryota; Fungi; Ascomycota; Dothideomycetes; Mycosphaerellales; Mycosphaerellaceae
Source: RefSeq, a predicted model, not a curated record